This is a messenger RNA of Heterobilharzia americana, 3153 nucleotides long. The record is from the annotation of a GenBank genome assembly. NCBI's taxonomy places the organism in Eukaryota, Metazoa, Platyhelminthes, Trematoda, Strigeidida, Schistosomatidae.
AUGAUGUCUAGGAUUUUCGACCCAUAUGGAGUUCUUGGGUUAUAUGCCUCAGAUGUUCCAUUUGUUGUAAAGUAUAUCCCAAAUUCUGGAGCGUAUUAUGCUGUGGUUCCUACUGGAGAAAGGUUUAAUUUAUAUAAACUUCCGAGGUUGACUUUGGUUGGAACGAGUGACCCUGUUGAAUCGCCUAUCAGAUCUUUCACUUCAUGUGGCGAUACUUUGAUCGCUGCUGCUGGGAAAACGAUAUACUUAUUCCGCAAUUCCCGUUAUUUGCUUAAGAAAUUCCAGGUGCAUUCAAGCGAAAUAACUUUCUUGUGCUCUCUUCAGAAUCAUUUUCUCCUAUCAGUGGAUGAAAGUGGUGCUGUAAAAGCAUGGGACACUAGGACCUUGGUGGUUGUUUCCGAAAUUGAAUUUUCUCCUAAAUCGUUUUGUAUAACAUCCGUGAUUCACCUUCUCAACUACAAAAAUAAAGUCCUAUUUGGCAGUUCCCAGGGUCCUUUACAGUUGUGGAAUGUUGUAUCUCACAAGUUGCUCUAUUGGUUCAAAGGUUUCGAUUCAUCGGUGACCUGCCUGCAGCAGGCUCCGGCAGUUGAUGUUUGUGCCAUAGGUCUUGCUGAUGGUCGGAUUGUUAUUCACAACUUGAAGUAUGACGUGACGCUCUUGAACUUUGCUCAAGAUGGCGGGGCUAUCACAUCUAUUGGUUUCAGGAGUGGCUCACAUGGUCUGCAAAAUCCUUCCAAUAUUGACGAAAAGAGUAGUGCCAUCCUGUUACCUGAUCAAAAUAAUAAUGAUGUUUAUUUAAUAACUGGUUGUGAGACGGGAUAUAUCAACUGCUGGCAGCUUAAAGAGAACGGCAAAAGUCGGGCAGUCGGUCAAGCGCGUAACUUACACUGGGGGAGUGUGACAACAAUAUAUUGUAUACCUGGAGGUGAUGCUGCCAGUGCUAUGGUUACAUCUGGGGCAGACAAUUGCAUUAAGGUGUCAUACUUUGAUCGACCUGAUGGUGGUCCACGUACGGUAUAUCGUCGAGUUGGUCACUCUCGACCUCCAAGUCGUGUAUUAUUUUGGCCUGGAAGUCCAGCAGGUGGCGCACUUCUACUCAGCGCUGGAAAAGAUGGUGUUCUUCGCAUAUUCUCAACAUCCAAUGAAUAUAUGGAUAAAAGCCUUGGAUGUGCAUAUGCUCCUGGAGUCCCAGAUCGCCGUAAAGCUACUCGUGAACAACGGUCACCAUGGUUAUUGCCUGAGGUCGUUCACCUGGCUGCGUGUGCAACACGCGCUGAGGCAUGGGAUAGCGUAAUUGCAGUCCAUAAUGGUAAACGGCAAGUGACAAGUUGGAAUUUUAUGAAAGCUACUCGAGGUCAGCAUUGGUUCGAUCCAUCGAAAUUCCAUGGUUGUGGUGGUGAAGCGAACCGAUUGUACAAGAAAACAGUUGCUACUUGCACCUAUUUGACCAUUUGUGGUAAUUAUGUUUUAAUCGGUUAUUCAAAUGGAGAUGUCUACAAGUUUAAUAUGCAGUCUGGUCUAGAACGUGGUUCAUACGGUUCACCAACUGCUCAUGCUUAUUCAGUUGUUGGAUUGGCCGUUAAUAAUGUGAAUCGUGUCACAGUAACAGUUGGUGGAAGUGAAGUUCGGUUUUGGUCAUUUAAUGAGCAUAAGCUGAUUGGACAACUUGAUCUUCCGUCAACAUCUUUGUUAGUCAGAUUUCAUGCAGACAGUGAUGUACUGGCCACUGCUCUAUCAAAUGCUGCUAUCAUCCUAAUUGAUGUAUUACACCGACAAAUCAUUCGUACUUUUGUGAAUUCUGAAGUUCAGCUUUGUGUUGAUAUGAACUUUUCAUACGAUGGUCGAUGGCUGGUUUCUGCACAUCAUGGAGAUCCACUAAUAAAAACAUGGGAUAUUGUCGAUAGUAAAUUGAUAGACUGUUUUCGUGUAGAACUUCCAAUCACUUCCAUUGCUUUGUCGAGAAUGAAUGAGUUUUUGGCUACAACUCAUGCAAAUUGCCUUGGUAUCUAUUUGUGGGAUAAUCGUGCUACCUAUAAAUGCCUACACCUUCAACCUUUACCUAUUGACUAUGUGCCAGGUGAAAAUCGAUCACCAGUUUCAUUACCAACCAGAGUAAUGAUGACACGGAAUACCAGUGAUGAGAUUGAGCUAGGAAUGCUCACAGAAGAAAAUGAAUUCAUGCAACAAGAGGAUACAGAUGGUCCAUCGACUGAAGAGUCCACGGAACACGUCUACAUAUCUCCUGAGCAACUUCAUGGGCAUCUUUUGACACUCUCGGGAGUCCCAUCCUCCUAUUUUACCACACUUUUAAAUUUGAAUUUUAUCCGAGAACGUAAUCGUCAGGCUGCAAGAUAUUAUUUGAAUACCGGUUCCACAAUAGACGGUACAUCAAGUGUUGCAAACUCUAAGAACCUACCCUUCUUCCUACCAGUAGUUGAGACAAAUAAAGGUUUGGUUUGGGCUGAAGAUGAUGACGCUGAGUCACUGACCAAACAACUGAUCGGUAAAAAAUCUAAUAAACCACGUGGACUGUUGGAUAAAGAUUUUGCUUAUGCAAUGGAACCGAUACGUGACCUAUCUGCGAAACUAAUUCGGGCGAAAUCAAACAAAGAAUUCGAUCAAAUCACUCAUAUCCUUAAAUCAGUUGGUCCGAAUGCAUUGGAUUUAGAAAUAUGUAUGCUUAUCCCCUCAGCUGAAGAUGAAGCGGUUUGUUCAGACAAUCCACAAACAACAACAAAACUCUAUGGUCAUUUAGCCAGUUCAUAUGAAAAACUGCAUGGAUUUCUACGAUUCCUAAUUAACCGAUUCCAGUCCAAUCGAGAUGUUGACUUUGCAUGCGUUUGCUUGGAAAUCCUUCUUCACCGACAUAAUGAUAUUCUCUUUCGACAUAGUCGUAAUCAACACAAUGCACACAAUACAAAAUUGUAUCAUGAUGAGACAGUUGGACAAUGCCUGCUAGCCAAUGACAACCGUAUAGAAGAAGACGAAGACCUGGGAUCGUCAUCGCCAUCAUCCUACUCGACUACAUUAAAUUUGAUUAAACAGGCUAUAAAGUCUAAAGAAAAAUCUCAAGUGGAAUUGACAAAUCGUGUAACUCAAUCAUUAUGCUUAGUUGAUUUCAUACGUAAUCCUGUGACCGCCUUACAGCUCUGA